This is a messenger RNA of Bathycoccus prasinos, 1587 nucleotides long. RefSeq lists its product with no specific name. Bases 1 to 1587 code for a protein of 528 amino acids. Lineage: Eukaryota; Viridiplantae; Chlorophyta; Mamiellophyceae; Mamiellales; Bathycoccaceae. The record is from RefSeq and is a predicted model, not a curated record. The transcript has a single exon. Gene Ontology annotation, molecular function: protein binding; methyltransferase activity.
AUGUUAUCCUCGGAAGCUUCAUCCACGGCGGCGUCGCAGAUUGAGAUUCUUCUCAAACCGAGCGACGUGAACACGGAAGCGAAAUAUUACGAAAAACUCAUCCGACGAGGCAUCGAGGAAUGUGGUCACGAAACUUUUUCGAACGUCUGCGUGCAAAGACACCAUCAUACUCCUGCCGCCGUCGCUAGUGGUGUUAUUUCUCCUCCUCCUCCUCCUGCUGCUGAUGUUGCUAAUAAUAAUAAUAGUUCUAAUCAUUCAAAUAUGAGCGGCGGAAAAAAUAGAGGUAAAGGCUUAUACGCGACGAGAGAUUUUAUAGUUGGCGACCGGGUGCUGAUAGAACCUCCGUUGGUGGCCAUGCAACACGAGAGAAAUAGAAACGACGCGAUUGUCUGUUCGUUCUGUUUUCGAUACGUCGGGUCUAUUGAAAAACAGAUUGGUCAAAGAUUGUUUCAUCAGUUAUCAUCCGCGCAAGAGAAACUGCAGCAACAAAAGGAACAACAAAUGGAGGCGACGACGGCCGGCGACGCAGCCGCCGAGGAAUCGGCGAGGAGGUCGGGAGAUCUCGAUGUCUUAAAUAGCAUGGCAUCUGUAGGCGAACCGAAGUUACCUCUCGCGGACCAGUGCUUUCCACUUCCAACGGAACGCGCGUGUGUGGGUGGGUGUUACCGCGAAAUUUUUUGCUCGAACGAGUGCGCGCAAAACGCUUGGAAUUCACACGAACGAGCCAUGUGUAUAGGGAACAAAAGCGGAGACCAAGACGAACAGGCGAAAAAUCGCGCAUCUAUGAUGCAUCAGUUCAUCGAGCACGCCAAGGAUACGAACGAUAUCUUCAUUUUAGCUGCCAAAGUAGUCGCUAUGGUUACAGAAAAUGCCAGCCUCGCCUUGAGCGACGCGAGUAAUAAUAUCACAUUUUUAGGGGAGGCUUUAGAAGUUGCAUGGGAACCGUUUUCUCGCGUUCAGAAAGCUAUUUGGUGGGAUAUCGUCGCGAUUCCUUCAGAUGUCGAGGAGAAAGACGAGGAAAGCUUUAGGCAGCAACUCAUAGAGCUCGCAUCGGGUUCUUUAGAGUUGUUAUGCAAAGCGUGGCCAGACCGCGCUCAGGCGUUUCCUGGAUUGUUCUCUUUACCGGUGUGGGGGGCCAUCGUCGGGAUGUUUGAGUUGAACAAUUUAGAACUCGUCGUAGAGUCUCCGGUGGAAAACUAUUUCCUCGCCGUUGAUGGCUUAGCCGACGAGAACCAAAAGAUGGCAAUUUUACCACAAACGCAACCUUUUCUGGACGCGUUGGACGUGAAAUACGACAUUCCUUGUUUGGGAACGGCGCUUUUUGCGUUGCAAUCCAACUGUAAUCACGACUGCGAUCCGAACUGUCAUCCGUUCAAAGACGAGACCGAUAUAAACGGGAGUUGCGUCUUAGUCGCGCGUAAACCUAUACGGAAAGGAGAGGAACUAACAAUUAGCUAUUUAGAAGACGACCAACUAGAUUGGAGCAGGCGUCAAGAUGCCUUGUCGGAUUACGGUUUCGUGUGCAGAUGUGCAAGGUGCGAAUCCGAAGUCAGUCAAACUCGAGGACGACAAAAGAUGAAAAUGUAA